AUGUUUUGUAGGUGGGUGCAUGUCAUCUGCGCCAUCGCUGUCCCCGAAGCCCGUUUUGUCAACAUCCUUGAGCGCCACCCUGUAGACAUCACUGCCAUCCUCGAGCAACGAUGGAAACUGAAAUGUGUCUACUGCCGUAAGCGGAUGAAAAAAGUGUCGGGAGCCUGCAUCCAGUGCUCCUCCGAGCACUGCUCCACGUCCUUCCACGUCACCUGCGCCCACGCGGCGGGCGUGCCCAUCGAGCCUGACGAUUGGCCCUAUGUGGUGUCCAUCACCUGCUUCAAGCACAAAGCCGCCAGCCACGUGUUUCCCUUUUCCAGAGAGGUCUCCCUGAGCCAGACAGUCAUUGCAAAGAACCGGAACGGCCUCUAUUACCGGUGUAAAGUGAUUGGGGUGACCACGCAGACCUUUUACGAGGUCAAUUUUGAGGACGGCUCCUACAGUGAUAACAUUUAUCCGGAAAACAUUGUUAGCAGAGACUGCCUUAAGAUGGGGGCCCCUGCGGAGGGCGAGGUGGUCCAGCUACACUUGACCAACGGCAUCACUUACCAAGCGAAGUUCAUCGCUGCCCACGUCAACCAGAUCUUUCAGGUGGAGUUUGAAGAUGGCUCUCAGCUGAUGGUCAAACGAGGGGAGAUCUACACCCUGGAUGAGGAGCUUCCCAAGAGAGUCAAAUCACGCCUGGUAGGUAUCUGGGGCUCAUCCCUGCAGCUCGGAGCAAGGUUUGGGGAAGACUUUUUGUGAAAUUCAGGUCAAAAGCGUGGUGGGGACCUGGGUGCCCUCUGAGCUUGGUCAUUUUCCUGCAGAC
This is a messenger RNA of Pseudonaja textilis, 808 nucleotides long. The record is from RefSeq and is a predicted model, not a curated record. Lineage: Eukaryota; Metazoa; Chordata; Lepidosauria; Squamata; Elapidae.